AUGAGCAUAUUCGUGGCUGCUGCAGCGGCCCUGGCAGUCCUAGCGAGUCUGGGCUUGUUGGGCCGGGCCGCGGACUCGGGGCCGCAAGACCUCUACUCAGGGACACUGGACUCCGUAAACAGCUCCUCUUACCCGCCCGCCUACUAUGGAUCCCUGCAUACCUACCUGAAUAGUGCGCAGCUUAACAGCCAAGGAAUGAGCGUCGAUCACGACGUCAUAGUCAUCGGGGCGGGAUUGGCAGGCAUCGCGGCGGCUACGAAGCUUCAGGCGGCGGGCCUGUCUGUCGUCGUCCUGGAGGCCAGGGAUCGGGUGGGUGGCAGGGUACAGACAGCCACCUACGAUGACUCAACUGCCGAGCUUGGGGCCUCUGUCCUCCAUGGCGACAUCAGCAACCCAUUGGCCCAGCCCCUCACUGGGCUCGGAGUCAGGCGCGCCAUCUUCGACCCCGGCUGGGACUCCCAGACCGUCUUGGCCCUGCCUGGCAGCGGCAACGCAGACAUAGACCCCUCGCUCGCCAGCAGCUCCACCUGGCUUGGCUUCCUGGCGGCUGCUGAGGCCCUGUGCACCGCCACCCUCGCAGACAUCGUGGAGGGGCUGUCGCCUGACAGCGCACCCGGCCCCGUUCUGGCCCCAUCCCUCCAAGACGCAGUGGAUGCCUACCUGGCCUCUGCGCCGCUCACGGCCGCCGCGAGGAGGGCCCUCCUGGCCCGCAUCCGGCUCGUCGAGGGUCAGGCCGGUGCCCACGCCUCCAGCCUCUCCCUGGCCUACGCUUUUGCCGUGGGGCCAACCUCCGGCGUGGACGACCUGGUGGUGUCCGGGCUGGGGGCAGUGGUCGACAGACUGGCUGCCGACCUGGACGUCCGCCUGGGCACGACCGUGAGAUCGAUCAGCCACGGCGACCUGGCUGCCGGCGUCACAGACGCGUCUGGCGCGGCGCUCAGUGCGCAGUUCGUGCUGUGCACGCUGCCGCUGGGGCUGCUGCGUACCGGCGCUGUGGACAUCCAGCCGCCGCUGCCCGACCAGCUGACGCGAGCCAUGUGGCGGCUGGGCGUGGGCGGCGCGGCGGCGUUGGCCCUCUGGUUUGACCAGCCUUUCUGGGACCUGUCCUGGCAAAGCUUCGCGCAGGAGCCCGGGACCGCCAGCCAGGCGCAGGGCUGGGUCCGCUUCACGCCCCUCUACUCCCUCACCUGGUCCCCCGCCCUGGUGGCCACGCUGACGGGGCCUGCCCUGGACAGUCUGGCUGGAAAGACAGACGACGAGGUGGCGGCCGCCGUGCUGGCCACGCUGGGCAGCAUGCUGGGCGGCGGGACUCCACCAACGCCGCUGCACUGGGAACUGGCGCGCUGGGACCGGGACCCAUUGACCCUGGGGGGGUACACCUACUACCCAGAUCGGGCGACGCUGGGGGAGCCGGUGAGCGGCAGCCUGGUGUUUGCAGGGGAGGCGGCAUCCCUGGAGCACCCCUCCACGGCGCACGGCGCCUGGGCCUCGGGGGAGCAAGCUGCCGGCCUGAUACUGCACAGCCUCGCCCAGUCGCGGGAGGGGUGCGCCGCCCAGUGCCCGCUGCGAUGA
This is a messenger RNA of Auxenochlorella protothecoides, 1572 nucleotides long. RefSeq names its product putative polyamine oxidase 4. NCBI's taxonomy places the organism in Eukaryota, Viridiplantae, Chlorophyta, Trebouxiophyceae, Chlorellales, Chlorellaceae. Bases 1 to 1572 code for a protein of 523 amino acids. Gene Ontology annotation, biological process: polyamine catabolic process. Gene Ontology annotation, molecular function: polyamine oxidase activity. The transcript is spliced from 5 exons. The record is from RefSeq and is a predicted model, not a curated record.